Messenger RNA from Cooperia oncophora, 525 nucleotides. The record is from the annotation of a GenBank genome assembly. Lineage: Eukaryota; Metazoa; Nematoda; Chromadorea; Rhabditida; Trichostrongylidae.
AUGACAUGCCAGGAGAAAUUCAUACUGUUCCCGCUUCUCCCAUCGAAUCUUACGCCAUCACUUCCUCCACCACCCCCACCCUAUGGCUGUGACCAUCAAAGUUCCGAGGCCAUCGGUAUGUAUACGGUAACCGUCGUGUCGAUUCGCACCCCCUGUGUCCCCUUUACACACAUUUCCCGAAGAAACCCGUUUCGACCUUGGCUGAGGGCGUUGAUCGAUCGUUUUUUUUCAGCACCAAAACGUAAGGUGGUGGACGAGAAUGGCACGAAUCGAACCAACUUCAGCACUCAUCAACUUACCGAACUCGAAAAGGAAUUCCACACGGCUAAAUACGUGAAUCGGGCACGGCGAACGGAAAUUGCACAGAAUCUGAAGCUAAAUGAAGCGCAGGUGAAAAUUUGGUUUCAAAAUCGACGUAUGAAGGAGAAAAAGCGAGAAAAAGAGAAGGCCUUCCUUGCCCGAAGUGUUGCACCAUGGGACAACUCUCCACCGUCAUCAGAUGACGUCAAACUCUCACUGCUGUAG